AUGGCACAGAGUGACUACUUCCCGGAGAACUUUUCGGAGCUCUCGGCUUGGGAUCUCUGGGAUGCCUCGGAGCAUUUUGCAGGGCGGGAAGGUUAUUCCCGUGAGGAGUGGUUCAGCUUCUGGCGUUCAGCUUUGCCAGAUCGAGUGGAUGCUCCGACCCAGGAGUGUGGUUCUACUUUGCCUUCUCCUACCACGGCGGAGCCAGCACCCUCGGAUGAACUUGAUGGGGCUACGACAGAGGAUGCCUCUACUUUGCAUACAGCAACAGAGGUUCCCUCAUCUGCUUUGCCAGCCUCAGAAGUUCCUUACCACGAAUGGGGAACAGAGGACUGGGUCCCGACACCGGUGCUUUCCACUGAUGAGCCGCCCUCUUCUUUGCCUACACCUACCACGGAGGAGGCGGAGGACUUCAACUAUGUGCCGUGGAACUUUUCGCAGCUUACGGAGGCAGAGUUGUGGCAGGCUACGGCAUUCUUUGAAGAUUGGAUGGGGUACGAUAGACAGCAGUGGCUGGAGUUUUGGCUUUCUUUGCGGGCAUCCCACGGAAGUUCGGAUACUUUGCACCAGCCUCCAGAUGGUGCAGCUGGCUCCACCGCGGAUACCCAGCCG
Symbiodinium sp. CCMP2592 is the source of this 609-nucleotide messenger RNA. The record is from the annotation of a GenBank genome assembly. NCBI's taxonomy places the organism in Eukaryota, Dinophyceae, Suessiales, Symbiodiniaceae.